AUGGACGAGUGGCGUCACAUGACUCCACCUUCCUCGACUUGUCAUGCAACUCCCAGAGGACUUGAGGAACUGAGCGAGGAAGAAUUGAUGUGCUUCAAAUUCGUGGGCUUUGGAACUGGGAAGUGUGUCUUAUGUGCCUUGCUGCAGACUGACAUUGACAUCUCUCCUCAAAUCCCUUCAUGGAGAGCAAUCCGCCAUCUUCUCGCCUUGGGGUCAUGCACCCAUAAACUUAUCGUGACCAAGCUGGCAAACGACAGAUAUUGGUCACUUCCGCCAUACCCUACACUUUCCGUCAGUUCAGGUUUACAUAGAGCGCAUGCUCUGCGUUCCCUCCGCUCUCGACGCGUGGAACGCGGUGAAGAAGGCGUCUACAUUCCAAAAUUCCAAUAUCCUACCCUACAGCCAUCUCUCUGA
Molecule: messenger RNA, 414 nt
Organism: Purpureocillium lilacinum
Lineage: Eukaryota; Fungi; Ascomycota; Sordariomycetes; Hypocreales; Ophiocordycipitaceae
Source: RefSeq, a predicted model, not a curated record